UUAUGUUGUGAACAAUUUCUGUGGUAUGUGGGGUCGAUUAGCGGUUCUGGCGACCUUGCUAUCAGUUAAUCGAAUAUGUUCCUGAUACCUUUAAAAAUAUAUCCUCAGGCUGUUUGCUGAUGCAAUUUUUGACAGUUCCAGUCAACAUAGUACCUAGCCGAACCAUCAGUUGUCCUUAAAGUGGAUAAACAUGUUAUUUUUUGCAGCAGUCUUAUAGUCUAAGGGAAUGUCAAGUCAAGGGGAGCUUUGUGAUAGAGUACAAUGUUCUAUUAAGUUCAAUUCUGAAGAGAUACAGUUGUGGGUGCCUCAAGAAAAGCCUGUAUGUGAUUUUGUUAAGCAAGUUCUUCACCAGGUUCGACAGGAACCAGGAUUGUACCAGAUUACGUGGAUUUGUGAACCUGAGAAUAAAGUCUUAUGCAGUGAUGCAUCAGUCAGCCUUCAAAGCCUUGGGAUCACAAACCGCUCCUCGAACCACUUUCUUGUGAGUCCAGUACCUGCGCAUCUGCCCUCAGGUCUGAGUGAGGAUGACUCCGAACCAUUGCCGGAAUUUAAUACAGGGGACGAUGAGCUGGCCUUGGGGGCGUCUGCCAGUCCAACCAAUCUGGCCGCCCCCUACCUACCACCGCCUCGAGGGCUGUCUCUCAAUCUCAACCAACCAGAAAAAAUGGAAGAAGUAGAGCGGCAGUUAGAGUCGGACCCUCUAGAUAUCCCUGCUGAGGAUGAACUGGGUCUUGGAGCUUCUGCUAGCCCCACAAGCACAUCAUCAAUACCAACGCCACCUCCACAACCUCCGUCACCUCCCACCCCGUACUUUUCAUCCGGCGAUGGUAAAAGAGAUAUCAAAGAUGGUUUAUCAACGACUCAAAGGAGCUGGCAGGUUGACAAUGUUCCAUCCACCUCUACCUCACGGCGCACAGGGUAUGUUGGGCUGGUCAAUCAAGCUAUGACAUGUUACCUCAACAGUCUGCUCCAAGCACUGUAUAUGACCCCUGAAUUCCGCAAUGCUCUGUACAGUUGGGAAUUCGACGGGAGCGCAUCCAAACAACCAGAAACAAAAUCCAUACCGUACCAGUUGCAGAAGCUCUUCCUUAAUUUACAGACUUCGUCCAAAAGUGCUGUCGAAACAACUGAGCUCACUCAGAGUUUUGGUUGGGAUUCAAGUGAAGCAUGGCAGCAGCACGAUAUUCAAGAGCUGUGUCGUGUUAUGUUCGAUGCAUUGGAGCAGAAAUUCAAAGGAACUGAACAAGCCAAUCUCAUCAACAAGUUGUAUCAAGGUAAAAUGAUCGACUAUGUCAAGUGUUUAGAGUGCAAACGGGAAAAGCAACGUGAAGAUACAUUUUUGGAUAUACCUCUCCCCAUCCGACCAUUUGGUGCUACCUCCGCCUACAGUAGUAUUGAAGAGGCUUUGAGAGGAUUUGUCAAACCUGAAACUUUAGAUGGCAACAACCAGUAUUUUUGUGAAAGCUGUGCCAAAAAGUGUGACGCCCACAAAGGACUGAAAUUCACCCACUUCCCUUAUUUGCUAACAUUUCAUCUGAUGCGAUUUGAUUUCGACUACAAGACAAUGCAUCGAAUCAAGUUAAAUGACCGUGUGACAUUCCCGGAAAUUCUGAAUUUAGAUCAUUUUUUUGAGGAUAAUUCAAUCGGUGAAAAAGAAACUUUAGCCAGCGGCGAGAAGAACGAUGACAACAGCACAGCUGAUAGUGGCUCUGCUUUGGAUGAGGACUCGUGCCUGCCUUCUGUCGAAUCAACGUUAGCUACUCCGUCCCAGGAAAUGGACCAGGAUAGUGAUGAAGGCAUCGAAGUAGGCUGUACAUCCAAUGGUCUUUCAAAGGACGUUACGGGAAAAUACGUUUAUGAGCUGUUCUCCAUCAUGAUUCACUCUGGGAGCGCAUCCGGUGGUCAUUACUAUGCUUACAUCAAGGAUUUUUCAUCGCAGAAGUGGUUUUGUUUUAAUGAUCAAUCAGUUAGCCCACUGAUGCCCGAGGACAUUGAAAAAACCUUCGGUGGAGGUUCACGGCAUGCAUAUUACUCCGGUGCCUACAGUUCGAGUACAAAUGCAUACAUGUUAAUGUACCGACAGAUUGACAAAGAGAAAAAUGCUUUUGCAAUGACAGCUGAUGAAUUCCCCCAGCACAUAAAGAAACUGUACGAAAGGCUGGAAGAAAAAGAAAAAGCUGAUCCUUAUGCUGAAAUGGACUACAAAUUUUCAAUGCGUUGCAAAGUAAUGGAGGAUGGCAGUAGGCCGGAAAAGUUUUCCUAUGAUGCACAGCGAAAGGAGCGGAAAGAGAACCUAACCUUGGAGCCUUCUCAAACCUCUCCAAAAGUAUUGGAAAAAAGAGUGCGGUUCAAAAGUAGGCGUAAAGACUCAACCUCGGAGGAUGCAAGCAGAGAGUCAGAUUCAGAACAGUGGGAAGAUAGGAUUCAAAAAGAACAAUGGGCGGAGCGGAUGACGAAAAAUGAACCAUUUAACAUUGUAUUUUUCUAUCCAAAAAGCAAUGCUGAAUUUAGUAGUCGUAAUCCUUACUCUCCUGACUCAUGGCGAGCUGAUUGGACCUAUGAAAUUUCUGCGUGCUAUAGUAAAUUAGUUGAUGAUGUAUACCAGAUUUUAAAACCUGAAGUUCCUUCUUUGGAGAAAAACCAGUUACUGAUUUACUGCAAGAGAGGGACAAAGAUUGAUUGUCUGUUGGAAGGCAAAGAUGAUGAUACCAUUGCAUCCUUACUUGCUAAGCAUGGUCACAGUGUCAGGUCACUGUAUCACGUCACUGCAAGAACGCACAACUCAAAACUCAAUUCGGUUCUUUGUCUUCCCGGAAAUGAUAAAAUCACAGUACAUAAGGUAGAUAUCGAUGAACUAGAAGUGAGCAAAGGGAGGUUUGUUUAUUGUGCACCAACGCUAAGUGUUGAACAGUUCAAAAACUGUCUACGAUCAGAUUUUGAUGUACCCGAAGGCAUCAAAUUCAUGGUUGCAGUGGAAAUCCCAAAACUCAAAUCCACAGAUUUAGACAGGAGGAGUUCAAGUCUUCACCUAGAAAUGACCCGUUUGAAAUUCCUUGUCAACGACAAGGCAACUUUGAAACAGGAGCAAGUCUCCUCCGCCAUGCCGGUGUACGUUUCUUUCAUUUUCAAUGGAAUGUCAACACGCUCUGUGAUGGAAAGAAUGCUGAAAGCCAUCGACUGUGAUAAGAACUCAGUCACCGUUAAUUUCAAGCUUCCUGAUGCAGAUCCAAUUAUUUUAGAAAGACUAUCAAUACCAUGCUUAGAAAAGGAGAAGAAAAGCACAGUAAAUCAAAAAGAAACCAAAACAAUAGAAGAAACUCCACCUACAAAAGAAUUUACCAAAAACACAGAUCCUCACAGACUGAGAAUACUGACAGAUAACAGUUUUGUGCCACCAAAAGGUGAUAGUUGUUCUCUCACAAUUGGUGGUGAUUCUGGAGGAGGAGUGGUUGAUCCUGGAGGACAUGCAGUGACGGCCUGUUCCGGUGAUGCUCCCAAUGCCAAACCGAUUUGUUCGGUCCCCAAUCUUGAGAAUAUCGAAGAAGAGCAAAUCCACUUUAGUGAUCAGAGUGCAAGUGAAGAAAGUAGUCUCACUGAUAGCGAACGUACCAUUAUAGGAGAUAGUCCGGAUGAUUGUCCAAUGUCAAGCGCGAGUAAUUCUCCUGACACAAGUUUUCAAAUGAGCCAAGAUCUCAUCAAACAUUAUCAGACUUCCUUGUCAAAUAUUAUUGAUAUCUCUCCUGUCAACACCCAGCAGACUGAACCCAAAGAAGAUUUCAGCGAUGAAAGCUCAUACAUUAUCUCCUCAAGUGACUUUCCUGUCACGUCAUACAGAUGCAAGUGCCUAAGUGGCAAAAGUCAAAAUGGAUUGAAACAGAUGUCAGUAGACAAACGGAUGCCUUUCCCAACUCUCCUAGAAAAUCUUGAACCUUUUGUUGGUGUUAGUUCUCAGUAUUUUAAAAUAUAUUCAUCUAAAAAAAGCUAUGAAAUUAGAGAUGAGUUUGAUUUUGUUCGGUAUUAUCAGACAGAAAAUUCUUUUGUGAUCAAAUUGGAACCACAUCUGAAACACGGAGAAACGAAAGUCAAAGUAUUUUUCCUUCCUGCGGUAAUUUUGCCAACCACUGAGAUCCCGCUAGUGUUUGAUUGGAUCUUGAAGAAAGGUGAACCAGUUGCAGAAGCCAAGCAUGCAAUGUUGAAGGAAUUAGUCAGGAUAAAGGGCUUUGACAUCCCACCAGAAAAAUAUUCAAUGUACCGUCUGCGGAAGAAAUCAGCAGAACUAGGAAGAAUUUGCUUGAACACAGAGUUGUGGGAUGAAGACAUCCCACUUUUGAAGAAGAACGAGCAGCUCAUCCUACAGGAACUGAAAGAGCCGGAAAUCAAAACAAAUCCUGAUCAGAUGGCUGUUUACAUUCGUAGGUGGGAUCCAUUGAAUCAAACCCAAGGUGAAAUCAUUGAGAUCGUACUUGAAGAAGAUGCUACCAGAACUACACUCAUUGAUCAGAUAUCCAAAGUGAGCGGCAUUCCAGCAGAACAUAUCGAUGUUGCUAAAUCCCACUUCCUUUUCCCCGAUUCUCAUUUUACGUACCAAACUGGAGAUAGCAAAGCUAAUGACAGCAGUGCUUUGGGCGAGCUCCGCUGGAAUGAUACUGAAGAGGACCUCAAAGAAUCAUCAUUAAGGAUAGGCGGAGAUGGUGCAGUCCUCCUAUACAUAGAUAAGCGAGAUGAAGGUAGUUCUUUACAUUCAUCGAAAGUUCCUCUGAGAUGUAUGCGAACUUCACAGUAUGAAAGCGAUCCUCUCCAAAGGGAUAUGAAGUACAUGUUAGAGAAUCUUAGUAAUUCGCAGAAAAUUAAGUGUCGCAAUCCGGUCCGAAAAGAGAAAGGUCUGAAAAUUCAUCUCGGCUCAUCGCCAGUCAAUUCUAAUCACUUGACUGGGGACAUGGAAGAAUGAGUUCCUAGCAUUAACGGAAGGUCUUUCCUUGAAGUGAUUGCAUGAGAGCCUGACUUUGGGCCUAGGUUAAUGUAAACUCUGGAAUUAGGAUCACUCUUUUGGGUCUUUUGAGUUUACCUGUUAAAGUUUUCCUAUGAAGCUGAUGUUCUAGGAAAUUGUUAAGUAAACUUGACAUAUCCGCACAAAUUAGAACUUUAUUGUUAAGGGACUUUCAAUAGCUAAAAUUUUGAUUAAGCUCGUUCAAUUUUUUGAUAGUUCUAGAACGGAAUGGCAAUUUCGUAAAAUAACCACUGUCAUGUUAUAUGCGUAAGGCAACGGGAAGUUGGUCUCCUAUUGCUGUAUUGCCCCAACUUUGUACAGAUAAAAUUUGUUUUAUAUUUAAGAAGAUGGCUGUAAUUUCACUUGUUAGUUGCUUAGUACAUUGAAGUUUGAAUUUUGCGUCAGAAAUUAUUCAAGAAGAUUAGGAACUCUGCUUGUGUCUGGUGAAAAUCUAUUAAACUUUUCUCGCAAGAGAAAAUAAAAUCACCAAAUUGUCACUACAUUUAUGGGAGUAACGCCCUUUUAUAAUGAGCUUCAUAUAUUUUAUUGCUUUUGCAGUGUGUAUUAAACGUAUGAUUUGACAGAUAAUGUGAUGAAAUAAUCGUCCUAUGAAACUUCUGAGCUAUUUUUGUAUGUUCAGAAUUUUAUUCCUCUUUAGAGAGAGUACAAGUAGACUUUAAUGUUAAGUUCAAAGAGAAAAAGGGUCCUAUCAAUUGUAAUCUACCAAAAAUAUCAAUACAUGGAAAAGACAAAAGUAGAGGCAUCAAUCUAUUUCAAAAAUGAAAGGGUGACAGUGAUUUAUCUAUCAGUAUCAAAACUAAAUCUUCCGUCGCAUAAAAGUAACUCCUGAUGGGUGAAAAUGAUGGGUAUAUAUCGGUGCUAUUCCCCGGGUUUCGAUGCUUUUUUGAUACUUUUUAAUUGCACACUAAUACGCUUUUAUAUAAUUUUUAAGUCUCCCUUCCAAAUUACUAUGCAACUGUAGGUGUUCAAAAAUAUGUUGCUGUCCCUGAACCUAAAAGUUGUCAGCCAAAUGAACGAUUCCUGAUUGUUAUUUUUGUUCUCCAUUUCAUUUCAUUGCUGCUUAAGGCCCUGUCUACUCGAUCGCAGUUCGAGGAAUUUCGGGCGAACUUGUUCCAGGAACUUGUUAUAGCUUAGCUAUAACUUGUUUGUGGAACUAGUUCAUCCAAACUGCGUCUGUGUAGACAAGACCUAUAAAAUGGUUUUUAUAGGUCGGAUGUUGCAGUCCACGAUUAUCGUGCAUUCUUUGCCAAUAGAUUUUCAUUUGUUCCUCUCGGGACCUAUGUUUCAUUUUCAUGUAUGUUUGUUAUACAGUGUGAUCCUAGAGUCCUGCACCACCAGCAAUAAACAUUACCGCUGUAAUUUAAAAUCAAAUUAAGAUAGAAACUAGGAAUUUAGUGAGUGCCUUUAGGUCAAAGAAAACGAUUUUGGGAACCCACAAAAUUUUAAAAGGAUCACUCUGAAAGGGGGCAAGAAUCCUUGGAGUUACAGGAAUGGUGCGAGACUUUUGGAUUACCCUGUAUGUAUACCAUUUCUCCUCUCACAUGCUUUCAUCUCGCUAUGUUUAGAAACGAAGUUCCGUGAAACUGAUGGUAGAAUGUUGUUGCUAACCUUCAACUUACAGUAUCAGAGUUUGUGCUACAUAAUUCGGCUGACUUUGUGAGUGAGAUGAAAGGACCACAAGUUGUCUCUAGCAUUUAGUUUCAAUGCAAAAUUGAAAACGGUACCUCUCUUUUGCACUAUGAAAGUCAGCCAUCUCAUUUGGCACAAACUGUGAAUGAUUCGAUUUUCUCUGGCAAAUUUUUAAGCAGUUAAAAUGAUGACAUGGAAAACGAAAAUGUACAGGCCCUUCUUUAUUUGCUGUUGCUGUCUCCUCAUAAAGACUCCAUAAGAAUUUUUAGUAACUAAAUCUGUAAUUAUCUUCAGAGGAAGUAUAUCCCUUCAAAAUUUAACAAAGGGCCACUUAAGAUAACUAGAAAUCAACCUUUUUAUUGUGCUAUUGCUCAAUUGUGAUUUUUUAUUUUAUUUUAAUGUUCGUCUCAAGUAAUUAAAUUCCUGAAAUGUUGAAAUUGCCACACUAAUAAAAUACCAAAGUGUAUUUGCAACAUCCCUUGAGCAUUGUUUUGGAAGGAGAAGUGACGGCUACUCUGAUAUUCCGCCCAUUUCUCUUCUCUUUCAUCCCUCACUACUUUCUAUUGAGCAGUCCUGACAUGCCUCAAUCAGUUCUAAGUUCUCGAUAAUCUUUCAUUACAAGUCAUCUGUGGAAACUGAGUGUGUUGCUUAAAUCAGUUGAACACUGUUUUCGAUAUUAUUUAUUCAUUUACCUACUAUCUUAAUUUUUUUCUUUUAUUACGAUUGUUUUUUAAAAGGUUUAUUUAUUUCCGACAAUCUCUUGAUUUCAUUGUUUUGCCUUGUUCCUUUCCUUGGAAAAGAAUAGUAAAAAUUAUUUUUUUCUA
Bemisia tabaci is the source of this 7461-nucleotide messenger RNA. RefSeq names its product ubiquitin carboxyl-terminal hydrolase 47. Gene Ontology annotation, biological process: protein deubiquitination. The record is from RefSeq and is a predicted model, not a curated record. Lineage: Eukaryota; Metazoa; Arthropoda; Insecta; Hemiptera; Aleyrodidae. Gene Ontology annotation, molecular function: cysteine-type deubiquitinase activity. Gene Ontology annotation, cellular component: cytosol; nucleus.